This is a messenger RNA of Phymastichus coffea, 1413 nucleotides long. Its product is annotated as CAP-Gly domain-containing linker protein 1-like. Bases 137 to 1120 code for a protein of 327 amino acids. Lineage: Eukaryota; Metazoa; Arthropoda; Insecta; Hymenoptera; Eulophidae. The record is from RefSeq and is a predicted model, not a curated record. The transcript is spliced from 2 exons.
UUAAAUAAAUGAUGCCGUUUACGACAUUUUCAUCAAAUCAUUUUUUAAACAUAAACUUUUUUGAACUAUUUUAUUGAAGCGAAUUCUAACUAUAAAAAUUUGUCUAAAAGUCCUUGUGUAACAUUAGUGAUCUAAGAUGACUCAGUUUAAUACAAACAAUUCGAGCUUAACUGCUAUUCCACAGAUAAAUGAUGAAUUGUUUUUUGAAACUUUUACAAAAAGUCAAGAAGCACUAACUAACAAUUUAUCCCAUAGAAUGGUUAAGCGUACUGAGGAACUUAAAUAUAAUAUAUCUAUGAUUUUUAAUUUGAAGAAAAACUUUGAAAGUUUGAAAAGUGUAUUAUCACAGGACAACUUGAAAUAUGAUCAAUUUUAUCAACAAAAACAAUAUUUGAACGAUUUGAAACUUCAAAUGGAAUUCUUAUUAGAAGAAAUGAAAAAUUAUAAACAAUAUUUACCUGUUCAAAAAAAGCUUGCCUUAAUUCCUGAUCAUGUGAAAAGAAAGAAGAGAAAUCGAAAGUCAAAGAAACUUGAAUGUAAACAAGUAAAAAGUUUUAUUAAAAGUAAAGUUGGUAAAAAGAAGCCUAUUUUGAAGGAUGAUAUUGAAAAUUUAUGUAGAAGUAACCAUAUAAGGCUUUCAGAAGUAAUUUCAAGAAAAACCGAAGCACAGAAAUUUAUAAAUUUACUUCAAGAUGUGACUCAAUUAAGAAAAGUUAAACUUGCAAAUGCAAGAGUGGAAGGAAAAGUAUAUUCUGAUGAAACCAAUGCUGUAGUUGAAAAAAUAAUUAAUGGGAUAAAGGAACAAUGGAUACACUUGAUAAAUGAGUAUAAUUUAGAAGAACGUAAUUUAAAAGAAAUUAUGAAAGAUGAUACUUCAAAUAAUUCAUCAAAUACAGCAAAACUACAUUAUUGGGAAAAAAUAUUAUUUGGUGAUGACAUCUGCAGGACUUCUUAUGACAGCUUAGAAGAAAAUUUAAAAAAAUAUUAUGCUUUGCUAAGAUGUAUGUGGGAUGAUUGUAUUGAUACGAAUGAAGGAUCAAACUUACCUCUUGGCUGGGUAAUGCCACAAGAACCAUCUCACCCUACAUGGGAAGAAUAUGUCAAAAAGACAUCCAAUUGAAAUUUUAAGGACCUAAAAGUUAAGGAUUCAUCUUCUUUCAUUUGUUUGUAAUAAACUUACACUGGCACAAUUACCUAAGAUGAUUUCCACAAAACUCUUACUAUGAUAAAACAGGCUGCAAAUAUGUACUGCAUAAGGAACUAUGUAUAAUAUAUAGUUUUUUAUAUAGAAGAUAUAUAAGAAUUUAGUAUUUGAGAAUCACUUAAUGUACCUUAAUUUAAUAAUGUUUCUAAAAUUGAAUGCUGAAUGUUGAAACAUAAUAUAGCUUACUUUAUUACAUAUUAAGAAUUAAU